UCAGAUUCUAGUUCCCAAAAAGAUUGGUGCAACCAAACCUUUACCCGUCAGUUUGAGACCGUGUAUUUCUACUGGUACACAACUUUUGGAAAUAAAAACUGUAUCUGGACCUUUGACCCACCUACCCCAGGAAGCUACCUGUUUUAUGCUCAGCAUAAAUAGGGUGAACUUCCGUAACCAAUCAAAGGAUAAAAAUCUACUAUAUGUGCAGCUACCGGACAACCUGGAAAAAAUCAAGAGCAAUGUUACAAUUCCAGAACAUUCGUGUCGUAUCUACAGCAAAUCUGUAGAGUAUGUUUACUCUCCCAAGUCAUGGGCGCCAAGUGAAUGCAACACCACAAUUGUAAUUAAAGAGUGGCCACCUCGAAUUAAAAUGAAAAUUUAUGAUACGCGAAUGCUUUUAAAUUACGCAUUUCUAGACUGCCAAAAGACGACAAACAACACUUCAGCAAACCUGUCAGAGGAAUUCACUGUCGCUUUUUCUUGUGCAAUUGCAUUCGGUGCUUUACUUGUCUUUAUAUUGACCGUUGAGUGUGUUCUAUUUGUGAGGAAUCGUCUGCCGAGCACGACUGACGCUGUUGCAGAAGUAUGUAGUACCGCGGAAAUGGUGUAUAAUGAGAUAUACAACCAAUAUAAUGGACAUGAAGUAUAGAUCAGUAACACAGCACACAACAAUGCGGUCAAAAAGUCAGCCAAUUUUCUGCAAGCUUUUGAUUAUUGUAAAACCCACAGUGAUGAACGUAAUCAUAUAUAGUAGGGUGGGGUAAUGCGGGACAUCAUUUUAUAUUCUAAUUUCUCGUCCGCAUUUGGUGGUAAACAAGGAAAACUCAAAGAAUUAUAAAACCGUAUUUUAACGACUCCGAUAGACCAUUGUUUAUUGUUUAAAACACGAUCAGGGUAUUUGGAUAUCAUGUGCUAUAGAUGUCUCAUCUUAUCCCACAGUACUAUACUUCGUUCGUAUUGUGCCGACUGCCAGAUGCUCUCUUCUUUUACCAUCUUCUACUAAUUUGAGCUGCGCGGUUUGAAAGAGAUAAAGAAUUGUAAUAAUUAUAUGUUAAUUUAAAAAAAAAUAGGUGACAUACGUGUGUAAAUAUGUAGCCUACUACCUUAUUUUGUUGUUGACACAAAAAGUUUGUUUUAUAUAUUAAAACAGUUUCCCUUUA
This is a messenger RNA of Ciona intestinalis (vase tunicate), 1163 nucleotides long. The record is from RefSeq and is a predicted model, not a curated record. Lineage: Eukaryota; Metazoa; Chordata; Ascidiacea; Phlebobranchia; Cionidae.